Messenger RNA from [Torrubiella] hemipterigena, 1860 nucleotides. NCBI's taxonomy places the organism in Eukaryota, Fungi, Ascomycota, Sordariomycetes, Hypocreales, Clavicipitaceae. The record is from the annotation of a GenBank genome assembly.
AUGCAACCUCAGUUUCUUACCGCCGCUAUUGGCGGUGUCUUCUAUCUGCUUCACCCUGAAGUGAUUGGCACCAUCCAAGAAGAUGUUAAGCCGGAUAAUAUUUUGCCGGUUACGUUGUUGACUACAGAAGAGCUAUUUAACCCAGAUAUUGACAACUGGCUCAAAGGUCUUGAAAGCCAGGACGACGUCUACUCCAACGCCUUUACCUUUGCUCUCGUUGAGAAGCCAGCUAAAGGCGCGGCUGCUAAAGCUCCAACUACGCGAAGGCGAAGCACAGCCAUUGCUCAAAAGACAUUGUUUACAACACUGUCUGCUCAAGAUCAACCUUGGUCGCUGGCAGACUUACCCACUGGGCCGUAUAUCCUGCACGGAAAGGAGCUCCAUGCAGCCUACAAGCUGUAUGACGACGAUGAAGGCUCGUUUGACGUGGGCAUUAUCCCUGAGCUCUGGAAUGCCACUGACAAGUUUCUGGACUUGCACGGUUUGAAGUUGGACGACCCGGCAGCUCGCCCCAUUGCCGUCCCAUCUAAGCUCUAUCAGCCUGCCCCGUCCGUAGACAGACCACUCUCUGGCGUACGAUUUUCCAUUCCAGAGAAUCUAGAUGUCAGUGGAGUUGUCUCGACGUUUUCGAGCCGCAACUAUUCUUCUAUUCAAACUGCAGCAACUGCACAUGCGGCCUAUGUGAAGAACCUGCUCGCUCAAGGCGCCACGCUCAUCGGCAAGACAAAGACUUCUCAGUUUGGAUCAAGCCGAGACUGGAUUGACACUGUCGCUCCUCAUAACACCAGACAAGAUAGGCAUCAGAAGCCGGGCGGAACUGAUGCUGGAGCUGGAAGCGGUCUUGCCGGUCAGUUUUGGUACCCGUAUGCCAUUGGACAGGAUCAUCUUCACGGUGUUAGGGAUCUCGGCGCCAUCUAUGGACUGCACACUCUCAGAUUCACGCCUGAUCUUGUGUCAAGCACCGGAUUCCACGUCUCGUCGCCGAAAUUUUCCGCACCGGGUAUUUUGACACGCAAUUUGACGGAUCUUGCGUUCUCCGCUCCCGCACUUCUUGGCCAGCCGUUGGCUAAAAUGAAUAUGCCGAAGCGGCUGAUCGUUCCCACCGAUUUCUUUCCGCUCGCAAAUGCCGAAUUUCAAAAGCUCCUAGAUGUCUUUGUAUCAGCAGCACAAGGCAAAUUCAACUUCAAGGUUGAACGAGUUAGCAUAGCCGACCUCUGGUCCAAGAAGCCCCCAUGCAAAGCCAAGGGCAAGGAUUUGAACAAGUUCUUGGGAGAGGCGCCCUUCAAAGCAUUUUGCUACGACUUUUACCACAACUUUGACGCUUUCCGUGCCGACUUUGACAAGAAAGAGGGACAUGUUGCAUUUGAGGAGCCUGAUGUUGCUUUCCAGUGGGCAGUUGGCAAGAAUGUUACCAAGGAAAAGUACGAAUCGUAUCUGGCUCGCAUUAAUCUCUUCAACAAGUGGUUCAAUAAGCAUGUUAUGCCAUCUACGUCUGGCUCGGAUUCGCACGCCGUUAUGCUUCUUCCCAAUGGUCCAACUGUGUCCCAGCCUGCUGACGGUCCAAAUGAACGCAAGGCGCCAAAGGGCCUGCAGCCAGAAUUGCUGGCUCCCAUCCUUGGACUUCCUCAAAUUACUUCGCCAUUUGCCCAAACGCCUAUGGAUCAAUCCAGCUUUGGAAACUACCUCGACGUUGUGGCGUCGCUGAUGGGUGCCAAGAACGACGACCUAAUGCUUGUCCAGCUGAUGCAUAUGGUUUUCCAGCAAUCCAAAUGGAGAGAGUUUGUGCAUCCCGGAUACCAAGUUUUUCCCGUUGGCGACCCUCCUAGAUAUGUCGACGAUGACGCAUACUACCCUUACUAG